This is a messenger RNA of Oncorhynchus gorbuscha (pink salmon), 1311 nucleotides long. RefSeq names its product troponin I, fast skeletal muscle-like. Gene Ontology annotation, biological process: muscle contraction. Gene Ontology annotation, cellular component: troponin complex. Lineage: Eukaryota; Metazoa; Chordata; Actinopteri; Salmoniformes; Salmonidae. Bases 189 to 713 code for a protein of 174 amino acids. The transcript is spliced from 7 exons. The record is from RefSeq and is a predicted model, not a curated record.
CCAUAAAGAGUUAGGCAGGAUAGUGCUGAGGCAUCACUGGACAGCAUUAAAACAACCGUCUGUCCAGGGCUGCGUUACAGCCACCCACCGCAGCCCACCUCUCUGCCACUGCAGUCUCACGUUCUGUACCACUACUGCCCUGUUGGCCGGAUUAACUCAUAGAACGGUGAAAAGACCAAACAGACAUCAUGUCUGAGAAAAAGAUGUCAUCGAGCCGCAAGCAUCAUCUGAAGAGCCUGAUGCUCCAGAUCGCCCAGGAACUGAUAGCGGAAGAGGAAGCCCAGUCUUUAGAGGACAGGAAGCAGUACAUGAGCGAAAAUAUCACUCCUCUGCAGCUCACAGGAUCCAUUGCAGAACUCCAGGACCUGUGUAAGAAGAUGCACCAGAAGAUUGAUGUGAUAGAUGAGGAGAGAUACGACCUGGGCAGCAAAGUUGGCAAAAGUGAUAAAGAGAUUGAGGAUCUGCAGAUUAAAGUACAGGACCUGAAGGGAAAGUUCAAGAAGCCCGUCCUGAAGAAAGUCCGCAUGUCUGCUGAUGCUAUGCUCCAGGCUCUGCUGGGCUCCAAACACAAGGUGUCCAUGGACCUGAGGGCCAACCUGAAGCAAGUCAAGAAGGAGGUCAAGGAAGAGGACAAAGAAUCUGUGGGUGACUGGCGUAAGAACAUCGAAGACAAAUCAGACAGGAAGAAGAUGUUUGAGACUACUAAGGAGUAGAUGUUACUGGAGAUCCAGACAGGAAGUAGUUUGAGACUCAUAAGGAGUAGAUGUUACUGGAGUUCCAGACAGGAAGUAGUUUGAGACUCAUAAGGAGUAGAUGUUACUGGAGUUCCAGACAGGGAGAUGUUAGAGACUCAUAAGGAGUAGAUGUUACUGGAGAUCCAGACAGGAAGUAGUUUGAGACUCAUAAGGAGUAGAUGUUACUGGAGUUCCAGACAGGGAGAUGUUAGAGACUCAUAAGGAGUAGAUGUUACUGGAGAUCCAGACAGGAAGUAGUUUGAGACUCAUAAGGAGUAGAUGUUACUGGAGUUCCAGACAGGGAGAUGUUAGAGACUCAUAAGGAGUAGAUGUUACUGGAGUUCCAGACAGGGAGAUGUUAGAGACAGCUUGAACAACCUUCUGCCUUUGGUUACGAAGUUAUCCAGUUUUGACUCGUUUGCGUGUUUGUUUGUUUUUCGUCUCUGGCUAAAUUCAUCUAAGAGGUAGUUCCAUCUCACUAGGACUGUUGUAAACAGGUGUUAAUGAAUUGUAAUGAUAUCUAAGAGGUAGUUCCAUCUCUCUAGGACUGUUGUGGCAGGUGUUAAUGAAUUGUAAU